GUAUUCCGGCACAAUAGUUGAGGUGUUUUCCACCUGCAGCUAACGUGUAUAAUGAUGGUGAAUGAACGAUUCCCUUCACAUUGUGUCUGUACAAGUUGAUGACACAAAAGUUCACUGAAUUCAUCGAUGAGAUGCCAACAUCGGCCAUGUCAGGAAGUUGUGUGGUUGCUUGUUUUACAACGGAAGUGUGUGCUCCAAACAGGCACUUCGGGUUACAUACCUACAAAUAACCUGCAAGCUGUACACCUUCAAUGCCACAUCGAGUGCUAUGGUUCUGGUGAAAUGCUGCCCCUCGGAUAAGCGGAUUAAGUUGACUGCCUAGACAGUACAGUCGUGGCACGUGCAGCUGUGAGGUUUGCGCACAGCGGUGCAAUCGGUAAUGAUACCGUCAGUCCUCUAUUCAUGAACACAACUUUGUAGUGUGGGUCCAUGAACCCCAGUGACCGCAGUAACCAGCUUGCAUUCCGGUCUGUGGAUUAAGCGGCGAGAUAUCCAGUCUAUUCUAACAGUCGGAGCUAUUUUGUCAUUGACAAAAAGGAUGCGAUUCAUCAAAGGGAGGAGGACGAUGUGACCGGAAUAUGGUGUCAACCAGCUUCAUUUAGGUAGUCAUUGAUCAAAACCGUUUCCAGGGAGUAGUAGUGAGAUUUAUUUUGUUUUUGAGAAGAUUCGUAGGAGUGAUGAAAUUAAAGCGGAAACCUCAGAAGUACAAAUCCAGACGACUUGAAGAAUGGAGUACCUACUUGAACUUCGGUUAUGAUCGCGUUUGGUUGGAGACGUCGAUAUGGCGACGAACCGACCUCGAUGGCGCUUGUGUUGUGAGCUUCUCUGUCUCGCUCUCGUUCUCUCUCAAUCUUUGUGUAUCUCCUAAACCGUAAUCUCGCACCGUUGCACAAUACAAAUAAAGCAGAAUAUUCGCCUGCCUUUCUAUUUCACGCAAUUAUCUUGCUGCUUUGCAUUGAGGUAGGUUAAUGGUGUUUGCUACCUCCAAUCGUCACAGACGCGCUGAUGCAAUAUUUGGAAAGCCACAAUUUAAUAGCCCCAGAGCAACAUGGCUUUCGUCAAAAGCAUUCGUGUAAUACUAACCUAUUAAUUGCACGUAAUAGCUGGACUGAAGCUGUUGAUGAUGGAGUUGGAGUCGAUGUCAUCUACCUGGACUUUUCAAAAGCGUUUGAUAGUUUAGACCAUGGAGUUCUCCUUCAGAAGCUUCGGAACUACGGCAUUGGCGACCCAAUCCUGAGUUGGAUUAGCAAUUUUCUACAAGAACGACUGCUAGUGGUGAGAGUCCGAGAAUCAUUUUCUCAUGCAAUCGACGUGACGUGUGGAGUACCGCAAGGCUCGGUUCUUGGACCUCGUCUAUUCUUGGUGUUCAUUAACGAUUUGGCGAGAUCAAUUACUUCCGAUUUCUUAUUUUUCGCUGAUGAUAUCAAGAGAUGGCGAAGGAUCAGAGGACUGGAUGACCAUGAACGGCUCCAGCACGAUCUUAAUGCAGUGUCGAACUGGUCAGUUCAAAAUGCUCUACCGUUCAACGUAGACAAAUGUCGCGUAGUACAAUUACGCCAUAGACAUAACUACACCUACAUACUUGGGACAAACGAAUUGCAGAAUAGCUCCCAGGAACGUGAUCUUGGUGUGAUCGUACAGAGCGACCUCAACUGUUCAAAACAGGCUGAGGUAGCUGCGAGAAGAGGCAACCAGCAUGUCGGUAUGCUGCGAAGGGUAUUCGGGCGAUUUGACCCUUCAAUCUUCCCAAUGAUGCUCAAUUCCUCCGUGCGCCCGCAUGUUGAGUACGCAAUCCAGGCUUGGCAACCUUGGUUGAAACGCGACCUAGAAGCGAUAGAGUCACCACAACGGAGAGCAACAAAGCGCGUGAAGGGCCUGCGGUAUCACUCUUACCACCGAAGGCUGAAGUUGCUGGGAAUUUUCAGCGGACGUUAUCGAAGGAUGCGCGGCGAUCUCAUAUUAGCGUAUCAGAUAUUGAGUGACCCCAACCACGUAUGCCGCCAUUUGCUGAAACUUAGCCACAACACGCAGCUCAGGGGUAACUGCUUAAAGUUGAAGGAACAAUACAGCCGUCUAGAGUGUCGACGGAAUUACUUUUCCCUUCGGGUUUGCAAACCAUGGAACGCACUCCCAGACUCAGUAGUAUCCUCUCCUACCCUGGAUGUUUUCAAAAAACGAUUAGAUGUUGCUCUCAGCUCCCAACAUUUUGUUACCUAAGCUCCUCUGUUGUGGAUUACGCCAAGCAUGUUUUCAACAAGACUAAUGUAUCAAGUGGACCUAAGUGAGCGACCAUAUUUUAUUUUCUCACUCCUUACCUCAACUAUCACUGCGCCCCAGUGUCUUUCUGAAUGUUUACGCGCGAUAUUUCUUUUUCAUUUUACACUGAUGUUAAUUAUCAAAGUAUUCAUCUCGGCAGACGUUCGAUAGAUGACCCAGACAUAUUUUAAUUGCAUCAUAUUCACCGCUACCAUCCUACGGGACGUGUCAAGCACUUGCUUUUAUCCCGUGAUAAAUCAUUGUUCAUUGUUCAUCUAACAAGCAGGAUGAACGAAUACUGAGGGUUCCGUCCCCAUACUUUUGUCACCAUUAGCCCCGCCAUUAGUCCCAUGUUUCGAUUCAUGCCCAUACAGCCAUGGUCCCGCAAUUGACUGUCCAUUCACGCCUCAUCGGUUUCUAGCUUGCUUGGGUAUGCGGCACGCUCUGGUGUCGAAGAGAAUGUUCCUUAUUACUAAAGAAGUGCAACUACAGCUAGGCAGUGUAAAGCGAAAUUUUUCGAAACGUUACAACCAUUACAUCACUUGUAGAGAAUAGUGAAAGAUGUGAUUUGAGCUAUAUCACCGAUAAAGAUUCUUACAGGCAUAUUCAGUGGGACGGUCUCUGGUGGCCAACAUGCGUAUGCGUAGGGUCGCGGGUUCGAGUCCCACAAGGGACAGAUGU
This is a messenger RNA of Dicrocoelium dendriticum, 2937 nucleotides long. The record is from the annotation of a GenBank genome assembly. Lineage: Eukaryota; Metazoa; Platyhelminthes; Trematoda; Plagiorchiida; Dicrocoeliidae.